Thyridium curvatum is the source of this 195-nucleotide messenger RNA. RefSeq lists its product as uncharacterized. The transcript has a single exon. The record is from RefSeq and is a predicted model, not a curated record. Bases 1 to 195 code for a protein of 64 amino acids. Lineage: Eukaryota; Fungi; Ascomycota; Sordariomycetes; Thyridiales; Thyridiaceae.
AUGUCUUCCCAAAACGAUCCCAAAGAUCUCGCAACUUGGACUGCCGACGUCGGCAACGCCUCUGAGUCCGACAAGCGGAUCAGACCAUGGGAGGCUGUUAUUGAGGCCAGCAAGGCCGAAGACAACGCAGGGGGCGAUGUCAUCGACCUCGAAGCCAACCCUUCUGGCGCCUGCGAUAUUAGUGUUUCUGCAUAA